Molecule: messenger RNA, 1662 nt
Organism: Funneliformis mosseae
Lineage: Eukaryota; Fungi; Glomeromycota; Glomeromycetes; Glomerales; Glomeraceae
Source: the annotation of a GenBank genome assembly
AUGUUAAUCAAACAACCAUUUUUAACAGGGUUCUUCCUCUUCAUAAUUCUUUGCAAUUCGUUUUGUAAUGUUGCUGGUGACACCGUGGUGGAAGGUCCCCCAAUUAGCGGAUGGAUUCCUAGAGAAACUGAUAUUGAUCGUAGUGAAAUUCCAAAAAAUAUAAUGGUUGUAAAUAGUUUAGAAGGAUGGAGUCAUAUUCGAUAUACUUUGACGAUUGGAAACGUCUUGGCUGAUCGUGAUUCAGUAGAUAUAAGAUAUCAAAAAGAUAUAGUUUACGGAGAUUAUGACUUAACAGCAGCUGCCGAUUUGAUCGGACGUCAAGCCAGAUCCUUUAAUGAAACUUUUUUAAAACUGAAGAAAAUUUCAGAAGAGCUUGUUAAACCAGAUUUAUUCAUCUGUUCUGCAGUGUAUAAUGAAGCAUGUUUCGAUGUCGCUUGGGCAAUGAAGAAGCCAUCAAUUGGAGUAGCUACUAUAUUUGUUGGAGGAGUGCAUUCUCCUUACAAAUCGGAGCCUAUUUUUAUGCCUGGAUGUAAAGUUAGCAUGGAACAUGAAUCAUUUUGGCAAAGAUUUAUUUGCGAAAUGUUUAUACCCUUUAGGUUUCUGUGGAAAUUAGAUCCCGUCUUUAAAAAAUUUAAUGAAUUAAGAGUUAGUAUGGGCUUACCAAGCCAAAGAACUACAUUCGAUUAUUGGAAAAAUUCUCUGUUUUUGGUUGACAAUUUUUUUGGUGUUGAGAUUGCACAUCCCUUGCCUCCAAAUUGCCAGGCAAGUCUUUUUAAAGUUGAUAUUGGGCCACUUUUUCCAGAUUAUUUUCCACCGUUGACACCGGAUCUCGAACAAUUUAUUACGGCGCAUAAACGUACGAUGUUUGUAGCUUUAGGAACGCAUAUAUAUCUAACACCCGAAAACAACAUGAAAUUAUUACAAUCCCUUGUUGAAACCGUUGAAAACGAUAUUGUUGAUGGAGUUAUUUGGUCCCUGGGUAAAACCAAUAAGGAUGAAUUCGAACCUUCAAUCACCUUAUCGAAUGGUAGAACCAUUUCCACCCUGGAUGUAUUAAAUAAUAAAUAUCCAAACGUUCAUAUAACUUCUUAUGCACCUCAAUUUACCAUCUUAAAUCAUACAAACGUAAAAGUAUUCUUAAGUCACGUGGGAUCUGGUAGUAUAUAUGAAUCUUUAUAUACUGGAACGCCAAUACUUGCAUUACCAAUUUCUUUGGAUCAACCUAGUAAUGCCGACAAAUUGGUGUUAGCCGGUGUUGCCUUACGAUUGAAUAAAUAUAAUCUCCAAGUAAGUGAAGUAUUAGAUAAGGCCGAACGUUUGCAAAAGAAUGAAACGAUACAAUUGAACGUGAAAAGGCUUAAAACUUUGGCCAUGAUUAAUAGUAAAAGGAAAUAUAGAGCCGCUGAUUUGGUCGAGUUCGUCUUGCAAGUUUCAGCGUGGAGUCCAACGAAUGAGUUUAACGAAGGAUGGUUGUAUAAAGAGUGGGUUCCUCCCAAAAACAGAAUGGGAUUCAUUAAAGGAAAUUAUUUGGAUGUUUAUGCUACUGCGAUCGGAAUUGUAGUUGGUAUAUUCGCUGUACUGAUUUGGGGUGUUAUUAAAAUUGGAAAACUAAUCUAUGGAGGAUUAUUUAAAAGCAGAGGAGAUAAAACAAAGAAUGAUUGA